CCGCUCGCUCCUUUCCUCUUCACUUUGCGCAAUGUCAGGCAAUGUCGACGCCACGUCGUCGGCACGCCCAUCGCGACUGGCUCCAGCCCCCACCCUCGCGGCGCUCCAGCAACGUCAACAGCAGGCAUCCCUGCCUGGGGACCCUCAGCCACGCCCCCGCUCUUCCUCCCACUCUUCGCACUCCUCUCACUCCUCACACUCCUCGCACUCCUCGCACUCCUCUGUACAAGCGCGCAAGAGGGCAGAAGCAUUCGGUAGCUCGGAUCUGCCGUCGGUCUCGAAGCAAGCAUGGCACCUCUUGGCCCUCGUAAUCGUAGCACUCGCUGCAUUCCAUGUCGCAGGGCUCUACUUGUUUACGCGCGGCUUCCUCCUCACAAGGCGGGAGGUGACUGGGGUGACGAGAUGUGAUGUGGCGCCAUCCCAUCGGAUGACUGGUCCAGCCCCUCCCAAGCGGGACGAAGAGGCUGAUCUGUGGUCGUGGGACUCGCAGUGGGAGCGAGAAGGGGAGUGCGCGCUUCCUGCCGCGCAUGAACGCGCAGUAUUCCUCAUCAUCGAUGCACUGCGAUACGAUUUCGUGGCGGCGGUGGACAACGCAAGUGUGGCUCAGCCCUUCUAUCAAGGCCAUUUCACCCUGCCCUCCUCGCUGCGGGACAGCUCCUUCCUCGCCCACUUCCUCAGCGACGCCCCCACUACUACGCUGCAACGGCUCAAGGGCCUCACGACGGGCUCGCUCCCCACAUUCAUCGACGCCGGCUCCAACUUUGGCGCCGAGGCGAUUGGGGAGGACAAUUGGCUUGCACAGUAUCAGCACGCGGUGCAGAGAAGAAGCGGGGGCAGGAACGCCACGUUCGCCUUUAUGGGUGACGAGACGUGGCUCAAGGUCUAUCCGGGCGCUUUCGACGCGGGGAUGACGUGGGGGAUGGAUUCGUUCAACGUGGAGGAUCUUCACAGCGUGGACACGGGAGUGAAGGAGAAACUGCUGCCGCUGCUCGACGAUAAGAGCGCAGAUUGGAACCUCGUCGUCGCCCACACGCUCGGGCUCGAUCAUGUGGGACACCGCCAUACCCCCUCGCACAGCGCGAUGACGGCCAAGCUGCAGGAGAUGAAUGCGCUGCUGAGAGACGUGGUGGAGCGUCUGCCCGAGGAUGCCUUGCUGAUCCUGGCGGGUGAUCAUGGCAUGGAUGCGACGGGAGAUCACGGUGGGGAGGGGGAGCUCGAAGUGGGCGCUGCGUUGUGGGUGUACUCGCCGCGAGAGAGCAAGAAGUCGGGAGAGUUUGAGGGCGACAUCGCGGCAUUGCACGCGGCCGCAGAGCACGAGGAGAGGUACGGACCGCCAAGUCACACGCCUUUCAGCCCACUCGAAGGAUCGCAUCGCUCCGUCCCACAAACGGACCUGGUGCCCUCUCUCGCGCUGCUACUCGGAGCGAGUCCGCCGUACGGCAAUCUAGGCAGCGUGAUCCCGGAGCUCUUUGCGCAGCAGGGGGGUGAAGGCCUGCUGCGUGCGCUACGUAUCAAUGCGCGGCAAGUCAGGCGGUAUCUCCGCGAUGAGAGCGCCGGUCGAGAACUGCGCGCUUUCGACGCCGAGCUGGACGAGCAUUGGCUGCAGGCACUCAAGGCGGAUGCGGCGUAUCAACGUCAGCCGGGCGCGCAGACUCGCCGCUCUGCCCUCGUUGCGUAUCAGCGUUUCACUCGCCUGGCGAUGCAUCGUGCGCGUGGGGUGUGGGCGCAGUUCAAUGCCGCGAAGAUGGGCGCAGGUGCGGCGUCCCUGCUGCUGAGCAUGGGCGUGCUGCUCAAGUUGAUUGGUCUGACGAGCGGGGGAGGAAGGACAGACGAGAAGAGAAUGACUACCGUGAGGCUGGCGAGAGAAACGCUCAAAGCGGCAGCUGUCGGGGCUAUGGCUGGCGUGGUGGUGGCGGGCGUUGCGUCCGUGGGACUGGCGAAAAUGGCUGAAGGGCUCGCGUGGAGCGACGUAGCGCUGGCUGGCGCCACAAUCGGAGGUCAGGUAGGCGCCCUCACUGCGCGUAUUGGGGACGAGGGGAGUGAGGCGCGGGAGGUUCAGGCGCGUACGACGGGCGCAACAGCGCGAUCACCAAGUCGCUGGGCUGCGCUUCUGCGCCACGAAGCCCCGCUUCUGGCUCCGGUGCUCAUUCACGCAAGUCUCUUUGCGUCCAACAGCCUCACCGUGUGGGAGGACACUGUGGUGCAUUCCCUCCUCACUGCCAUACUGCUGUACCGAGCUUGGAACGGGUGGGCAGCAGCUUCGCGCCUCGCCGCGUCGCAAGAAGCAGGUGUCCAGGCAGUGGGCGCACGCGGGGCUGUGCGAAUCCCUAUCCUCCUCAUCCUGGCAGCCCUCGCUGUCCGCGCCUCACAUUCGCUCGGCGUGUGCCGCGAAGAGCAAGCGCCGACGUGCUCGAGCGAGCGGGGCCCGUUCUUCCAUCUCAUCCCUCUCUCGACGCUGCUUGCCUCGGACUCUACUCGCGCCUGGGUCGGACCAAUCGCCACGCUCGCGGGCAGCUACCUCCUGGCGACGGCUCUAUUGCCCCGCCUCCUCAUCCGCAGCCUCGCUCAAUCACGCAGCGACACGGGCCUUGCGCGCUUCUGGACCGACUGGAUCCUUCGACCUUCCCUGAUGCUUGGGACGGGAUGGUGGGCGGUGGACUGGGUAGGGGAGGGGCUGGACGCGCAAAGUGCCGUGCAGUGGGGCAAGAAUCUAGUUGCGCGAGCAGACUACGCGCUGCUGAUCGUGGUGGGCACGGCGGUUUGGCUGUUUGCGCCACUCUGUCUCGAGGUCAAGGACGUUGGCAACGCGCGUGCAGAGGGUGCGACCGAACCUCGCCGCCUGCAAGUCCUCGGUUUCAGCAACGUCUUUGGCUCUUCGUACCUGCUCCUGGUCUCGCUCGUGUUCUCACUGCUCUGGCUCCUCACGCCGCCGGCCGGCCAGCUAGCCCUUGCUGCGAGCUUCUUUGCCGUGCUGGCCCUCGCCGAGGCGGGCGAUGCGGAGCGGGAUGUCGCUGCCGCCACACGAGGGCAAGACGUGCAAGCUCCGGCUCCACUGGAGGCGGCCACCAUUCAUCUCCUCGGUCACACCCUCUUCUUUAGCACAGGACACCAGGCGACGUUCCUCUCGAUUCAGUGGCGGACCGCGUUUGUGGGGGCGUCGACGGUCGUCUAUCCAUGGGCGCCUAUUCUUGUCGGCCUCAACUCGUUUGGCUCAACGGCAAUCUGGCCCGCCCUGGCCGCUUCGCUCCUUAUUGCUUGGAACCUCGCGCCGAAACCGCGACGCACACCCGGUGGAGAAGGGGGCGGCGCGAUGUCCACGUUGCGCACCUCGCUGCUUGCAACGCUCGUGAGGCUGAGCCUGGCCUCGCUCAUUGUCGCGACGAGCUCGGCGCUGUUUGCCGCUCAUUUCCGCCGACACCUGAUGCUGUUCAAGGUCUGGGCGCCUCGCUACAUGCUUGCUGCCUGCUCGCUAGCUCUGCUGGACAUCGUUGGGGUGGCGCUGCUCGGCGUGGCGGGGUGGGCAACCGUUGCGGGAAAGGUGGCCGCUGCGGUGGGGAGUGAGUUUGAGUAGAGCGCGGCGCGCGCGCGACUGAAUGAAAACUGCAUUAGUAGAGUCUAGAGUUACUUGUGCGAGUGCCGCGCUGGCUUUCAUUCAUCGCUGUCUUGGCGGCUACCUCGCCUUUCUAUCCUCGCUGCGCUCGCCGCCGCGUUGGCCACGCAGGCUGACCGGCGCGCCCACAAAGACGCCCACGAGUCCGACUGCACCCAGCACGAUCUGAUAGACGCCUGCCGCCCCCACGAUCGCCACGAACCAAGCCCACGGCGCAGAGAUGUGCGUGGGCGAGCAGAGGAGAGGAUUCGUCGAGUCCUUGGAGAUGGC
Molecule: messenger RNA, 3880 nt
Organism: Jaminaea rosea
Lineage: Eukaryota; Fungi; Basidiomycota; Exobasidiomycetes; Microstromatales
Exons: 1
Coding region: 32-3571 (1179 amino acids)
Biological process (GO): GPI anchor biosynthetic process
Cellular component (GO): endoplasmic reticulum membrane
Molecular function (GO): mannose-ethanolamine phosphotransferase activity
Source: RefSeq, a predicted model, not a curated record